Molecule: messenger RNA, 429 nt
Organism: Penicillium manginii
Lineage: Eukaryota; Fungi; Ascomycota; Eurotiomycetes; Eurotiales; Aspergillaceae
Exons: 3
Coding region: 1-429 (142 amino acids)
Source: RefSeq, a predicted model, not a curated record
AUGUUUGAAGCCAUCAAGAACUGGUUCCAAUCGGCCGAAGGGCCCAGCGCCGAGAGAAAGUGGGACGCCAAUGCCGUCACUAUGCAACAACCAACCAGCCCAUCGGCCCCUAAGAUGAGCAACACUAUCACAGAGCAGCCAGGAGCGUCUCAAUCUAUGGAUGUUCAUAUGCGGGGUGGAGGUGCGGGUGAGGCUGUGCUGGUCUCUGCUGCUUUGAAUGCUGCGAGUGCUGCUGCGGAGAUGAUGGACCCCCCAGUCCCCCCGGUCCCCCUGGUGGCGGUGGUCCAGGUUGGUGAGGCAAGUAAUGGCCGCGGCCUGUCCCUCAUACGCAAUUCUGCUGGUUUAGAGUUUGCCACAAUUGUUGUCUUGGCCUUCUUUUUAUAUUUCUCCUCUAUGUAUUAUAAUGUUCUUGCUUGGCCGGAUUUAUAG